GGUUUGGGCAGUUCUCAUGUAUACCUGUCUUCCUGACUAGCUCCACCCCCUCCCAAGCGUCAGACUUCCUGUGUCAGGUGUGUGUGUGUGUGUAAACUGAGCAGCAGGCAGCAAGCACAGGCAGACGGAGAGGCUAAGCUGCUCCAUGCUCCUGAUGGUCCUCCACACACACAGAACUCUACAGAACCUCCAAAUAUGGAUUCUACACAUUUCCAAACAACUGGGAAGAGUUAAGAAGAGCAUGUGACUGCUGAGACGAGUCCCUUUUCCUCAUCCCUUUCUGUCUCUCCGUUGUCUUCAGCUCUCCUGACCUGUCUUUCUGGAACAGUACUGAACUCUAGGAUUACCUGUGCAAAGAAAAACAUUUGGGACACUACAGGAGGAGAAGAAGCCAUAAAUCCUACUCCCGCUAAACACUAGACAAAAGUCUCCCUCCAGAAUUCACCCAUUCACAGCUUGCAGGAUCCACUCACCCCCAUCACAGACAUAUUUAACCCUGUGAUGGAAACAGUGGAAGCGGAAAACAUGCUAACAGCAGUUCGUGAUGGUGUAGUAGAUGAGGUGGAAGCGGCCAUCACCAUGGCUAUCAAUAACGCAAUAGAAGCAGGGAGAGAAGAAAGAGGUGCCAUGGCAGUUGGUGACGAUCAAAUUGAAGAAACAAAUGCCACAGUGGUGACAAAUGGUGAUUCUGCAGAAAUGUUAAUCAGUGGGACACAGAUACCAUUUGAUGGGGCUGCAAUGAUGCCAAGCAGUGGUGCAACACAAAUACUAAUUGAUAGAGACAUGGAAUUGCCGAGCAAUAAUGCCACAGCUACACCAACCAUCGCUGCUACAGCCAUGCCAGCUGGUGGUGCCACAGCGAUGCCAGUUGAUGAAGAUAUGGAACUGUUGAGCAAUAGUGUCACACCUACACCAAUCACCGCUGCAACUUCCAUGCCAGCUGGUGGUGCCACAGCCAUGCCAGUUGAUGAAGAUAUGGAAUUGCUGAGCAAUAGUGCCAUAGCUACACCAACCACAGCUGCUACAGCUGGAGGUGCCACGGCGAUGCCAGUUGAUGGAGAUAUGGAAUUGCUGAGCAACAGUGCCACAGCUGCACCAACCUCCGGUGCUACAGCAAUGAUGUUCACUAUUGGCAUGGACUAUGAACCUUCAGCCCCUGAUGUGGACUUGUGCAAGGUCUGUGGGCAGCGUCACUUGCUGGAUGAGAACCAUGAGUACAACUACAAAGACGAGGUGGAUGAUGAGCUCACAUGCCACAUUUGCCUACAGCCCCUAAUCUCACCACUGGACACACCAUGUGGACAUACCUACUGCCAGGAAUGCCUGACCAACUUCCUGGUGGAGAGUGAUUUCUGCCCAGUGGACCGUGUGCCCAUCCUCCUGCAGAACUGCCGCAAAUCCAACGUCCUUGUGCACAAGCUGCUGGACAAGCUUACCGUGUUCUGCCCGUUCAGUGACCACUGUUCAGAGACCAUGGCCAGGGGAGAGCUGCAGGGACACCUCCUGAGCAGAUGUAAAGGAGCUUCACAUUACGGCCUGUCGGCUGAGAGAAAGCGGCGCUCGCAGGAAGGAGAGUGUACCGACAGCACAUCAGAGCUCGCUCUGGCAACCCUGCCCGGCGAUGGCCCCGCCUCCAGCGCCAUGGCCCUCCUAUCAGACGAACCUGGCCUCGUCAACCCUGCCUACGAGCCUGGCAUGGAGGACAACAGCCAAUCAGGGAGCACCACCAGCCUGACAACACGCAGCAACUCCAAGAAGAGUGAGUUCCGUAACUUCGACCGCUCGUCCGUGAGGAGUCGCUCGUUCCGGCGUCUGAAUAGGGCCUUCAGCGUGCUCAGGAGGACCAAGAGCGGCACGGCGGUGGUCCACGACAACACAGAGGAAAGAGACAACCUCCGAAAUGCCAACGUACCACAAGAGGUUUUUGCUCUGCCUCAGCUCCAUCAUCUCAUCCCGGAUGGCGAGGUCACCACGGUGAAGAUCACACGCUCUGACUCCUGUGAACCGCUGGCUAUCAGUAUCGUGGGAGGAAAUGAGACGCCUCUCGUGCGCAUCCUUAUCCAGGACAUCUACAGAGAAGGAGUCAUUGCCCGUGAUGGAAGACUGCUGCCUGGAGACAUGAUCCUCAAGGUGAACGGUAUCGACAUCACUAACGUCCCGCACUGCUACGCCCUGGCGGCGCUGAAGCGCCCCUGCAUGCUGCUCAGGCUGACCGUGCUACGUGAACAGCGGCAUCGUUACCGCGCGCAUCACCAUCACCAUCAUCACCACCAUCACCAUCACCACGUGCCUCAGCCGGGCGAGCUCCUGUACCCGGGCUCCGGCGGCAGCGUGAGGGACGACAGUCUGCACGUGGUGCUGCUGAAAGGAGCGCCCGAUGAGCAGCUGGGUAUAAAGCUGGUGCGGCGACCCGACGAGCACGGCGUCUUCAUCUUCCACCUGCUAGAAGGAGGUCUGGCUGCACAGGACGGGCGUCUGCGUAUCGACGACCGCGUGCUUGCGAUCAAUGGACACGACCUGCGAUACGGUGCUCCUGAGCAUGCUGCACUGCUCAUACAGGCGAGCGUGGAGCGAGUGCACUUCAUCGUGUCGAGGCAGACUCACAUUCCCGGUCCGGAUAUACUGCAGGAGGCGCCGUGGAACAUGGAGGGACCGCCACCCUACUCUGCUGUGGACGUGGAGCAGUCACUGGUGGAUUCGUGCCAAAAGACGGGGUGUUACGAGAAGACGGUGACUCUGGUUAAAGAGCCGAGCGAAUCUCUGGGCAUGACCGUAGCAGGAGGAAUGAACAGCCGCGGCUGGGACCUGCCCGUCUACGUCACCAACAUCGACCCCAACGGCGUGGUGGCUCGUGAAGGAUCGAUCUGCAAAGGUGAUAUCCUGUUGAAUGUGAACGGUGUGGAACUGACCGGUGUGACUCGAGGCGAGGCGGUGGCUAACCUGAAGAACACCUCGUCCCCCGUGGUGCUGCGUGUGCUGGAGAUGAGACCUCCUGACAUGAGCUCUGUGGACUGCAUGCCCCCUGCUGUGUCCUCGCCGUCCUCGCCUGGAGACGUCAAAAUGCCCCCGCCCUGCGAGGAUUACUCCCCCAUCUGGGUAUCCUGGCUCCAAUUGCCCAGACACCUGUACAGCUGUAAGGACAUCGUGUUGCGCAGGAGCACAUCGGGAAGCUUGGGCUUCAGUAUCGUAGGAGGUCAAGAGGAGCUCAACUGCAAUCAGUCCUUCUUCAUCCGCUCCAUCGUGGAGGGAACGCCGGCGUACAACGACGGCAGGAUACGGUGUGGGGACAUCCUGCUGGAGGUGAAUGGGAAGAGCACAUGGGGAAUGACUCACACUGCUUUAGUGCGCCUGCUGAAGGAACUGAGAGGCCGUAUCACUCUCACCAUCGUCUCCUGGCCUGGCAGCCUGCUAUAGACCUAUGUUACACGGAGGGAGGGGCUUAUUAUUACAAUGACCCUAGGUUGGAGGUUGGAGCGUCACACAGUCCCCGCCCACAAUGAACGGGCUUUUGGACAUAGGCAAGUCGUAUGAAAUGGACCGGCGCCGUAGAACGUGGGGCAAGGUGCUUUGGCCUCGUCCAGGAAUGAGGGACUGACAUGGACCUCAGGUGCUGAAGUUUGGCGGCGUACGGUAUGAUAGACUCUCUUCACAUGAGGACGAGGUGUUGGCCAUUGGUACGAGAUCAUCCAGUGUGUAAGGUGGUUCAGGUUGAACACCCAAGAGUCCAUGUGAUUUGUCCUAUUGCCAUAAUUUCACUUGGCUGCCUGUGCACUCGAUCGCCCCCAGCUUCCCUGAUAUCACCAUUAAGGCACAGGAAGUCGACUCCUGCACCCGCUGUCUCUGACGCCCCGUACCCGAGGAGCUGAUGAGGAAAAAUAGAAAGCACCUAGAAGAACCAUGAUCACACGUUGUGAUAAAAGUGUAUAUAAAAUACUACUCUGUGGGCAAUGUGCAAAUAUAUUUCAUAAGUGUGUAGCUGAUUUGUGGUGGAAGAGAAAGGACUUCUGGGAUACACUGAGGUUCGAGUUCCGGGUUGCCAGCGCCGUUAGUUUAGAACACGCUUUUCAGUGGACGCACAUUUCUUUCCUGUUAAUGUGUGUGUGUGUUUUUUGUUGUUUUUUUUUUGGUGGAAGGGGUCAUGGAGGGGGGUGCAAUUCAAGCGACCGUUUUCUUUCACUUGUUUGUUUAUUUCUCUCUGUUCCUAUGGCCUUUUUCUGAUAUCGGCUUCGCUUUGUUUGCUCUGAGAGUAAUGCAUUUUCUCCAUCCAGUGGAGAAAGUAGGGUUUAUUUUGUCUGUGUUGGUAUGUUCGGUAUGUUUCAGAUUGCUGUUGCUGUUAUAUAUUUGAUGAGUAUUAUUAAAAAUAAUAAAAAAAUAAAUAAAUAAAUACAUAAAAGAAUGAAAUUGAUCAUAAAAAAUAAUAUAUGCUCAUAAUGCUCUUUUGAAA
Hemibagrus wyckioides is the source of this 4444-nucleotide messenger RNA. It is a transcript of the gene lnx1, whose product is annotated as ligand of numb-protein X 1. Gene Ontology annotation, biological process: ubiquitin-dependent protein catabolic process. The record is from RefSeq and is a predicted model, not a curated record. The coding region runs from base 502 to 3414 and encodes 970 amino acids. The transcript has 11 exons. Gene Ontology annotation, cellular component: cytoplasm. Lineage: Eukaryota; Metazoa; Chordata; Actinopteri; Siluriformes; Bagridae. Gene Ontology annotation, molecular function: protein binding; ubiquitin-protein transferase activity.